This is a messenger RNA of Pseudocercospora fijiensis CIRAD86, 351 nucleotides long. RefSeq lists its product as uncharacterized. Bases 1 to 351 code for a protein of 116 amino acids. The transcript is spliced from 4 exons. NCBI's taxonomy places the organism in Eukaryota, Fungi, Ascomycota, Dothideomycetes, Mycosphaerellales, Mycosphaerellaceae. The record is from RefSeq and is a predicted model, not a curated record.
AUGGAGAAGAUGAGGGCCUCGUUGGCGUCUGGAUAUAUAGCCCUGGCGAAGAGCGGAAUUUGCAGACGCCAGCCCAUGGCAGUGCCCAGGCUGGUGAGGCUGCGAGGGGCUCAGGCUAAGGUGAAGAAGGCCAGUGCCAGGCGCAGGGAGCGAGCAUCAAUAUCAUCAAGUGAAGUCGAGACAUGGCAGCACGUGGGAAGAUCAAGGGCUCGCGCUGAACGGUCGGUGCUGCAGGCCAAGGCGGUGCGAGGGAAGCACGAGAAAUACCAAGUCGCUAGGCGUGCCGCCCGAGCCCCAGCAUAUCCCGAGAUUACGAGAUCGGCUGUUACUAACAAAAUCGCGCCCCGCUAG